AUGGCGGACCCUGCCGCCUCUCCAGUCGCUCGAACUCCCGAUUCCGAAGUAUCGCCAUUCACGCAGCCGGAUCAGAAGUCGGGCAAAGCUGAAUACUUCCCGCCCAAGACCGAUGGGAGCGACGGCAGCGAUAGAGACGAGACGCCGUACCCGACCAUCAAAGAGCCGUCGCCCAGCCCGUCGGUGCGCACAGAAGACGAUGCCUCAACCGUAGCGCAGGAUCCAUCCAGCAACAGCAGCGCACCAUCUCGCGGCACUCUUUCGGCCAAGUCGUCGAUUGCAUCCGUUGUCUUCCGCCCACCUCGCAAUUUAGCUCUGCCACAAGGCUCGCAGCGGAAAACCGACGGUAACCGUCUCCGGAACUCUUCACCACGACCAGAGAGGUGA
This is a messenger RNA of Pyricularia oryzae 70-15, 387 nucleotides long. RefSeq lists its product as uncharacterized. Bases 1 to 387 code for a protein of 128 amino acids. The transcript has a single exon. NCBI's taxonomy places the organism in Eukaryota, Fungi, Ascomycota, Sordariomycetes, Magnaporthales, Pyriculariaceae. The record is from RefSeq and is a predicted model, not a curated record.